AUGAAUUAUUCAAAUGUGGACAAUAAUAAUAAUAAUCAAGUGUGGACACGUUAUGAAAACAAGAUGUUUGAAAAUGCUUUAGCUGAGUUAGAUGUUAGCUCUCCUAGUUUAUUUGAAAAAAUAAUGGCUAAAAUGCCAUGGAAAUCUCUUGAACAAAUCAAGAGCCAUUAUGAAAAACUUAUUGCUGAUAUUGCGAUGAUUGAGAUGGGUGAAUUUUGUUUCCCAAAUGGAGCUGAUGUUGAUAAGAAACGUAAGGGUGCACCGUGGACAGAUGAAGAGCAUAGGUUAUUUCUGAUAGGACUAGACAAGUUAGGGAAAGGAGAAUGGAAGAACAUAUCAAUGUAUUAUGUCCCAACUAAGACACCAUCCCAAGUAGCAAGCCAUGGGCAGAAGUAUUUCAGGCGUCUCAAGUGUUGUACCCCUGUUGAAAAACGUCGUUACAGCAUCCACGACAUUCGUAUUCUAAACUCCUCCAUUGUCGAAACCUCAGCAAGGAAUCCCAAUCGCCAUUCUGUAAUUACACAUAUCCCUCAACAUCAUAAUCAACCAACUCACAACAAUAAGCAGGAUGAUUAUUGUUUAAGUGCCGAAGCGACAACUUUAACAAGCAGCAGCAGCAGCAGCAGCAACAACAACAACAACAACUCAUCACAAAUGAUUAUGGGGAAUGAUUUGGGUUAUUAUGAUCAAUGUGCUAAUUUUGAUGAGUUAUUUUCAGCACCAUAUGAUUGGUUUCCUCAAGGAACUCAUCAUAUGCCCUUUUAA
Molecule: messenger RNA, 765 nt
Organism: Spinacia oleracea (spinach)
Lineage: Eukaryota; Viridiplantae; Streptophyta; Magnoliopsida; Caryophyllales; Amaranthaceae
Product: transcription factor SRM1-like
Exons: 2
Coding region: 1-765 (254 amino acids)
Molecular function (GO): DNA binding
Source: RefSeq, a predicted model, not a curated record